Molecule: messenger RNA, 225 nt
Organism: Saprolegnia diclina VS20
Lineage: Eukaryota; Oomycota; Saprolegniomycetes; Saprolegniales; Saprolegniaceae
Exons: 2
Coding region: 1-225 (74 amino acids)
Source: RefSeq, a predicted model, not a curated record
AUGGAGGGCAUCAGUGGCAUCGACCAUCGCUACGGCCAAGGCGCCGAUCCGAAGCUGCAGCCGUACGUCGCACUGCUCAAGACGCUCCUCACGACCACGAGAGCGACGAUUGAGCUUCUCUUUGCGUCGCAGUGUCUGCUCUUUUCGAUCCUCGCGGUGCAGGGACCACCAAGUGACGCGAUCACGUGUGCGUCGGUGGCGGCAUCGACGCUCGACACACAUUGA